GACGAUCAGAGCUGUCCUUUGCGCAUCACUUGCAUCAAUCGAUCAAGCCCUCAGGGCCCCCCGACUUACCGGCACCCCAGACAACGCCAUCCCACCUCAUUUUCGGUGCAACUUGCGUUGCCAGCGAUGGUGUAGAAACUCAAUUGUCGCCCACGACGGAAAUCGAUGGAACGCCCACCGUGGAGCGCCAGGGACAAGCCGCCCUCGACUGCAACGGCCGACAACUGUUCGCUCAUGCCUUCGACCGUUGCUGCCGGCGCGCCGACCGACGAGGCGGGUGCCGGUGCACGCCGCAGGAAGGACUCGCAAAUGACCGCCGCUCACCUGCCGUCGCCGGUCUUGACUCCGAACGAUCCUGCCCCGAACGUCGUCGCCGACCAGCACCUGCCGCAAGACCGAGCAUUGUCAAGCCCAACCCAGGGCGUGCCCACACCAGACCCAUCCAGCGACAGCCAGAGCGAUGCCGAGCCUUUCAGAGACUCCCUUCCCAGCGACCCAUUUGGGGCCGACAGAGACCGUGACCGCAGCAUGCAUGUUACCAAAACCCGUAGCAGAUCAAACACAAAGACCAGCAAUCCCGAUGGCGUCAGGCGCCUCUCGGCUUCAAAGAUGCAGCGGUUGACCGCCGCCCCGGAUUCGCUGCCGGUGGCCGCCAUCGCGGAUCGCAAAAUUGGUGAACCGCCAAUUACUGCUAGCAUCGUCGAGGCGAGCAGGCGGCUUUCGCGGGCGACGGAGGAGCACGCCACGCAGACGCGGACGCGGCGGCUCGAGGAUGAUACAGCGCCAGGGGCCACGCCGGGGCGGCCGGUCAUGACGGCCCGGACGCUAUCCACGCCACCGAUGGGCAGGAGGAAGUCCGUGAGCCAGCCGACGACGCAGCAGUCUCCCCGCCGCAACUCGUUUCAGCCUGCCCCUCGGCCGGCCCCGCUCGACUUGGAUGGAAAGAGCAAUUAUUCGGGCGCGACAGGCAGGGCGCCUGCGGAAGCUCGGGCUGAUAAGGCGGAGCCGGCCCCUCCGUCCCCGAUCCCGGUGUCGAUCCCGCUGCCUCCCAUGUCCAUACCUACACUGCUGCAGCUGGAACUGGCCGGCGAGCGGCCGAGCCCCUUGUACAUCCACCCUUCGCACACCCGCGACAUUCCAUACGAAUCGAGCGCCGUCAAGUUUGAGCGCCUCAAGAAUUUCCUGCUUCUUCCCUGGUUCCUCGAAAGGGUCAUGGCCUUUGGCGUUGCGGCCUGCUUCGAUGCUUGGCUGUGGACCUUCACCGUGCUGCCCAUGCGGUUCUGCAUCGCCGCGUCCGUGCUGGUGCGCUGGUGGACGUACGUGAUCGGCAAGGAAAUACGCUGGUUGGUUGGCUUUGUCUGGUACGGCUUGGGUCGGAUGUGGCAGCGCGGCCGCCGCGGUCGCUCCGUCUCGGCAGCCGACACUCAGCGAACGCCGGCCGAGGCGUCCAGGAGCCGGAGCCGUGCCCGAGGCGUUGCCGCAGAUGGGGCACCACACCCUAGCGGGGUUGCCGCCACAGAUGCGGAUACCUCCUCACGGCCCGGCGCGCUUGCGUCCAGGAAGCGGAGCGCAAAACCUGCGGGGACCUUCGGGCACCGGCGCACCAAAUCUAGCCCGUCCAACCUGACAUCCUUCCACAAAGCCGAUCUUCUCCAGGGCGCCAUGAUCAUCUGCAGUUCCAUUGCGCUCAUGAAUCUCGAUGCCAGCCGGAUGUACCACUUCAUCCGGGCCCAGUCGGCCAUCAAGCUGUACGCCAUCUACAACCUGCUCGAGGUCGGCGACAGGCUGCUGUCUGCGCUCGGCCAGGACGUCUUCGAGUGUCUCUUCAGCACCGAGACGCUGUCCCGGAAUAGCUCCGGCCGCUCCAAGGUGAUGCUGCCGCUCGGCAUGUUCCUCCUCGCCCUCGUCUACAACGUCCUGCACUCGGUCAUCCUCUUCUACCAGGUCAUCGCGCUCAACGUGGCCGUCAACUCGUAUUCCAACGCGCUCCUGACCCUGCUGCUCUCGAACCAGUUUGUCGAGAUCAAGAGCACCGUCUUCAAGCGCUUCGAGAAGGAAAACACGUUCCAGCUCACCUGCGCCGAUGUCGUCGAGCGGUUUCAGCUCUGGAUCAUGCUGAUCAUCAUCGGCAUGCGCAACGUGGUCGAGGUCGGCGGGCUGUCGGUGCCGGGAGCAGGGAGCGAGGACAGCGGGCCGAGCAGCAUCCCGUUGCACACGUCCUCCAUCCUGCCGGCCAGCUUCACCAUCCUGCCAUCGUGGCUGUGGUCCGGGGAAGUCCUGUCUCCCUUUAUCGUGGUCAUUGGCAGCGAGAUGGUGGUCGAUUGGAUCAAGCACGCCUACGUGAACAAGUUCAACAACAUCAAGCCGUCGUUCUAUGGCCGCGUCCUGGACAUUCUCUGCAAAGAUUACUACACAAAUGCCUUCGUGACCCCGUCCUUGACCCGCCGCCUGGGCCUUCCCCUCCUCCCGCUCUCCUGCCUCUUCAUCCGCGCCUCGGUGCAGAUCUACAACAUGUUCCUCGCCACCCACCUGCCCACGCCGCUCCUCCCGUCCACGCAGACCUCGCUCUCAGUCGAGUCGGCCACGCCCUCCCCCGCCAUGCUGGCGGCGCUGGACCGCCUCGACAACCUCAUCCGCACCGCCCUGGGCCGCUCCGUCUUCGGCUACCCGUUCGCCGACCAGCUGUCGUCGUCCUCGUCAUCGGACAACGGCACCGCCGAGACCGCCGGCGGGGCAUCCCACUGGCCGUGGCGGUGGUGGCGCUUCACGAGCGACGACGCGAUCGCGGCGCUGACCAUGGUGGUCGUCUUCCUGCUGCUGUUCCUGGUGCUGCUGGUCGUCAAGCUGGUGCUGGGCAUGGCGCUGCUGCGGUACGCGCGCGACCGGUACGCGCGCAUGAAGGCCAAGGAGCAGGCCGUCGCGGCCGGGCUGGCGGAGCGCGAGUCGUUCGACGCCCAGGGCAAGCGCACGGGCGGGUACGGCCAGGUCGAGGUCGGCGAGGACCGCCGGCGCUGGAUCUUUGGCGACGACGUCGACGGCUUGCGGAAGGCGGUCGAGCGCGACAGGAGGAACGAGGAGAGGGCCGAGAGGGAGAAGGAGAAGGAUUUCGGCCAUGUGAUUCGCUAUGAGAUGGUGGCGCGGCGUAUCUGGUAGUUGGUUCCAGAGUUGGGUGGUAUUGAUUUUCGCUUCCGAGACGAAGCGGCCUGGUAGGGUUGGGAUUGGCUUAUUCCUUGUUUUAUUGCUGGCGUCGGUUGCAUGGACUGGCGUUCGUUC
Thermothielavioides terrestris NRRL 8126 is the source of this 3273-nucleotide messenger RNA. RefSeq lists its product as uncharacterized. Gene Ontology annotation, biological process: maintenance of protein localization in endoplasmic reticulum. The transcript has 2 exons. Gene Ontology annotation, cellular component: endoplasmic reticulum membrane. Lineage: Eukaryota; Fungi; Ascomycota; Sordariomycetes; Sordariales; Chaetomiaceae. The record is from RefSeq and is a predicted model, not a curated record. Bases 166 to 3153 code for a protein of 995 amino acids.